CAGUUGUGGUGGCGCUUCAGCGCUUCUUCUCUUGUAAUGGGACUACUUUUUGUGAAUUUGGAGGUCAAGCUUCAUCUCCUCAUUCAGCGACAACCUCUGCAAGACAAGGUGUAGAAGGGACCUGUGCUCAGAGGUCCAGGUUUGGGAAGGUGGACCCGUGUCAGAGUAUAGGAGGCAGGGCCUCUGGAAAAGGAAGUUUGCUGAGUGGCUGAACUGGCCCUGAGCAUGACACGUCCCAGGGGGAUCCUGCAGGUCCUCUCUGUGCUGCUGCUGGGAUGGGCUCUGGUGCACUGCCAACCGGAGACAGAGGAAGAGGAGGGAGAUGGAGCGGAAGGGAUGGAGGAGAAGGCACCCCCUGUUGUGGUGAAACCAGAUGUAAUCAACUGUCCCCAGGACUGCAGUUGUAAAGCUGAGGGUAUGGUGGACUGUGCUGGGGUGGAUCUCACUGAGUUCCCAAGCGGUCUGUCUGAAGAAACCCGACAGCUGUCUUUACAGAAUAACCAAAUCAAAGAGGUGACUGUGGAGCAGCUUUCAGCACUCUACCAGCUGGAGACCCUCAACUUGCAGAACAACCGUCUAACUUCAGAUGGCCUUGAGGAUGAGGGCUUUGAAAUGCUGGAUCGUCUACGUUAUUUGUACUUGGCAAACAAUAAGCUCACUGCAGCACCUAAACUCUUGCCCUCCUCUUUGGUUAGUGCGGACUUUGCGGCUAAUCAGCUGACCAAGAUCUACCCCAAUACCUUUGGCCAGAAACCAAGACUGAAGUCAGUGUAUCUUCAUAACAACAAACUAACAGACGCUGGGCUACCUGAACACAUGUUCAGUGGUUCAGACUCCCUGGAAAUCCUCAUCAUGUCCAGCAACUUUCUUCGAUAUGUCCCCAAGAACUUACCCUCUGCGCUCUACCGGCUCCAUCUGAAGAAUAACAAACUAGAGAAGAUCCCCCGCGGGGCUUUUGACAACCUAUCCAACCUGUGGGAACUGUACCUGCAGAACAACCUUCUUAGCCAUGAUGGCAUGGACAAUGAAACCUUCAGCCAACUGAGCAAACUGGAAUACCUGGACUUGUCCAACAACAACCUCAGUAUGGUGCCCAAGGGCCUCCCCCGUAGCCUGGUAGUGCUCCACCUUGAGAAGAACUCCAUCAACAGCAUCCCCAAGGAUGUCCUGACGCCCAUCCGCAAUCUGCAAUACCUGCUGCUGCACAACAACAAACUGCGGGCCCGCUCCAUCCACCCCGAAGCCUUCAUGGGCCUGAAGAAGCUGCACACCCUGCACAUGUACAACAACCAGCUGGAGCGAGUGCCACGGGGGCUGCCUCGUCGCGCCAAGACCCUCAUGCUGCUGCAUAACCUCAUCUCUGAGAUCAACCGUAACGACCUGGCCACGCUCUACACCCUGACUGAGCUCAACCUCAGCUACAACAAGAUCACCAGCCCCCGACUGCACAAAGAGGCCUUCCGUAAACUCCGGCUGCUGGAGUCCCUCGACCUAUCGGGGAACAGCCUGCACACUCUCCCCUAUGGCCUGCCCAAAAGCCUGCAAAUACUUAAGGUCAAGGACAACCAGCUGAACUCUAUUCCUGAUGGAGCACUGAGUGGCAUGAGCAAGCUGCGUGAGAUCAACCUCAGUAACAACCAGCUAAAACUCAGUUCCAUCUACCAGGGGGCCUGGCAGGAGCUUAGUGCCCUAACAGUGUUGGACCUGUCAGGGAACCAGCUGACCCAUGUGCCUGUUGACCUGCCUGAGUCCCUGGAGUACAUUUACCUGCAAAGUAACCGCAUCAGCAGUGUCCCAGCUACUGCUUUUGAGAGUACACCCAAUAUCAAGGGCAUCUUUCUCAGAUUCAACCGACUGUCAGCAAGUGCAGUUAAAGAAAAAGCCUUCUCUUUCCUGAAGAACCUGCAAGUGCUGGAUAUUGGUCCUACCACCAUCAGCCCUGUCCAUGUAGAUGAAAUGGAGGAGGAGGAUGGGGAGGAGGAGGAAGAGGAGGAAUUUGAAGAAGAAGAUGUCCAGUAA
Molecule: messenger RNA, 2019 nt
Organism: Megalops cyprinoides (Indo-Pacific tarpon)
Lineage: Eukaryota; Metazoa; Chordata; Actinopteri; Elopiformes; Megalopidae
Gene: podn
Product: podocan
Exons: 10
Coding region: 226-2019 (597 amino acids)
Molecular function (GO): protein binding
Source: RefSeq, a predicted model, not a curated record